CUCUUCUGAAAAUUGAAUUUGGUGUAUCAAUUCUUACAUUAUCUUGAAGAUUCAUCUCUGAAUUUCUCAAAUUUAUGGGGGUUUUUUGUUUGUCGGAAUUGCCGGAGAAAUUGGAAAAAACGAGAUCUUUGAGUAAAGGGUUUGUUUAAUCUUUAGUCUUUAUUGCUUUCCUUAAGCUAAUUUUGGCAGAUCUGGAACAUAAACCCUAGAACAAGACCAAAUCAGUGUCUCCUUACUCUUAGGGAUUUUAGUCUCUGUGAUACCUUAAAUGUGUUUAUAAAUUGACUGUGCUUAAUGGGUCACAUUUGAUUUGCAAUAAAAGUUUCACAAUUCUUCCAUUUUCAGUAAUGUAAGCUCCAGUUUUCAAGAUUUACUAUUUUGGGGAACUAGUUAGGUUUGUAGGUUUAUUAGAUCUUAGAAACACUAAUGUAAUGCUGUUUGUUUGGUACUCUUUAAUAUUCACUAUUCAUCUUAAUGUGGAAUCAAAUUUGCUUUUUUUGGUCAGACUCAAUUAGUUGGAAUGAGUUGUUGAACCAUUGACUUGUCUCCUAAGCUCUUACUUAAUCUAUCUGUAUCAUCUUCUCCUGUCUAUUUCUCUUUAUUUAAUACAUAACUCGUUCAUGAUUGCAUCUGACAUGGUAGCAACUCUUUGUGAACAAGACUUGAUUUUAUAACACUGUAACAUGACCACACUUUUUCCUUUUGAUCUCUGUAUAUUUGGGGAAGAUAACCUCUACUGAGGCAUCCAAAUGUUGAACGGAAAAGAAGAGCCUAAGCAGAAGAAAGGUUGGUCAGAGUCGCUGCUAGAAUUUCGGUCAGGGUUUGGGGAAAAGAUGAAAGUUGUGUCGAAGAAACGUUGGAAAUCUCUUGGUCCUCUUCAUCUGAAAAGCAAAUCAGUUGCACGGUUUUGCUUCUUUUCGAAGUUGAAGUCAAACAACCAUGGUCCAGGCCGUGCACCAGUGUAUCUCAAUGUUUAUGACUUGACUCCUAUUAACGGAUAUAUCUAUUGGGCAGGCCUUGGUAUAUUUCACUCUGGUGUAGAAGUUCAUGGAGUAGAGUAUGCUUUUGGUGCCCAUGAUUAUGCAACGAGUGGUGUUUUUGAGGUUGAACCAAGGCAAUGCCCGGGCUUCAAGUUCAAGAAAUCGAUAUUCAUUGGAACCACGAAUUUAAACCCAACACAAGUGAGAGAGUUUAUGGAAGACAUGGCUUGCAGUUACUACGGGAAUAUGUAUCACUUGAUUGUUAAGAACUGCAACCAUUUCUGCCAGGACGUUUGCUACAAGCUUACCGGGAAAAAGAUCCCAAAAUGGGUGAAUCGGCUUGCACAAAUAGGUUCUGUGUGCAGCUGCAUACUUCCCGAGUCCCUCAAGAUAACAGCGGUCUGCCACGAUCCAGACGGGCAAAUCCCGGAGGAAGAAAACGAAAAGAGAAGUCUUAGAAGCUCAUUCAGCUGUUUAUCAUCCAUCUCCAUGAGACAAAAACAGCUUUCAACAUCAUCAUUGUUCCUACAAUCACCUCUCAGAGGCUGCUUACCUCCUUGGCAACUCAAACGCUCAAAAUCUAACAGCAGCUCCUUGAAAGAAAGGUAG
Messenger RNA from Arabidopsis thaliana (thale cress), 1589 nucleotides. Its product is annotated as PPPDE putative thiol peptidase family protein. Lineage: Eukaryota; Viridiplantae; Streptophyta; Magnoliopsida; Brassicales; Brassicaceae. The record is from RefSeq and is marked reviewed. The coding region runs from base 750 to 1589 and encodes 279 amino acids. The transcript has 5 exons. Gene Ontology annotation, molecular function: peptidase activity.